CCAUGCCAAUUAUUUCAACUCAACCUUUCUCAAAUUUUGUUCUCUUGCAAAAGACCUAUCUUAUCAUAAUUUCAAUACAAAUUAAGAGACUUACAUCCCGAGAAAAAGGAAAAUCAAGAUGAUGAGUGCAGCAACAGCAAGUAGGGCUUGGGUUGUGGCAGCCACAGUUGGAGUUGUGGAAGUGUUGAAAGACCAAGGGGUGUGCAGAUGGAACUAUCCCAUGAGACUGGUGCACCAGCAAGCCAAGAACCAUCUCAGGUCUUUUUCUCAGGCCAAGAAGCUGUCUUCUUCUUCUUCUUCUGCCAUGGCUUCAAGCAUGAUCAUGAGAGAAGAGAAAAUAAAGCAGUCAGAGGAGUCUAUGAGGAAAGUGAUGUAUCUUAACUCUUGGGGUCCCAACUGACACCAACCAAAUUAAGCUUAGCUUAGCUUAAGGCCAUUGUAAAUUACUUUUAAGGCAAAUGCUCUUAUAAAUUUAGUAAAAUACAUUGGGCACAUAUGUUUUCCAAAUUCAGUUUUUCUUCUUGCUUGACUAAAGUUUUAAAUUUGGCACAGCAUCUUGGCUUUGGCCUAAUCCGAUCAUAAGAACAACACAACUUUGUUACUAAAUUAUUCACCCAAAGGAAAACUGAAACCAACUUUUUCCCCAAAAUUCUAGGCUGAAAAGAACAAAAUAGCCGCUGGUAUGGCCAAAAACCACAACCCAAGUGAAACCACCUCCACUCUCAUCACCCCCUUAGCUCUCUCUCUCUCUCUCUGCAUAUUUAUGGCUUCAGUUAGAUAGUCUCAAUGCUUAUAUAUGACUAUACCAAUACUCUCUCCAACUUACUGUAACAAAUUCUACUUUGUUCUUUAAAUUACUGGUACUGGCCAUCAUUCAAAAGUUAAGAAAUGAGGUGGAAGAGCAAGGCUUGGGCUGUUUUGGGCACUAUUGCAGCUGUGGAGGAGUUGAAAGAAAAGAAUCUAAGCAAAUGGAGAUCCCUGCAGAGCUACCAACAUGCACUAAUUAACAACAUUAUGCCAGUGUCUACACUAGUGGGAAAAUCUUCUUCAUCUACAUCUUCAACAAUGGAGUCAAAGAAGAAAUAUUGCAAGCAGGGGAC
Molecule: messenger RNA, 1100 nt
Organism: Prunus avium (sweet cherry)
Lineage: Eukaryota; Viridiplantae; Streptophyta; Magnoliopsida; Rosales; Rosaceae
Source: RefSeq, a predicted model, not a curated record